CAUUUUAAUUGGAAGACUUAAAAAACCCUUUCGUCAGAUAUUUGGUGGCCCUAAAAAGGGCCAAUUAAUUACAAAUUUGCCUUUCGCGUGCGACUAGCACAUCGCCUAAGCAAAACGACGAGUGGCGAGACAAAAUCACCUCACCUAAUGGAUGCUCGCAGAUUGAAACCGAGUCUCUGCAAAGCACUAAUACUUAUGCGCCCGAAUUGGGGACGUAUGAACCUCCUACGUCAAUCGAGACUCCACCCUCCAGCGCAAAAUCUGGCUCGCGCGAAAGUAUAAAAGAAAAAUCCCAGCGCAGAAGCCUCUUCAUUCUAUCCGGACUACCGACGAGUGAAGGUCGAACCGCGGAGCAGCAGCAGCAGCAACACCGACAGAGAAGAAGAGCAGCACCAGCAGAGCAGAGGGGAAGAGCAGCACCAGCAGAGGAGAGAAGAAGAGCAUCGCUUAUAAAAUCAAACGGCCCUUUUCAGGGCCAACAAAACCCUCACGAAAGAGUGAUUCUUCAAUUUCAAAAUGAAUCGCCUGCCAAAAGGCCACAUGGUCGAUUUGUGUGUGUGUGUGUGUGUGUGUGUGUGUGUGUGUGUGUGUGUGUGUGUGUGUGUGUGUGUGUGUGUGUGAUUGUGUGUGAGGGAGAGAGAUGGGGGUAGAGAGAGAGGGAGGGAGAGAAAGAGAGGGAGAGAGUAUAUUUUUGCGCAACUAUAUAAGAAAUAUCGCCCGCAAAACUGCAUACACUUUGCUCUUGGCAUUCAGCUAGUGAGGAUGUCACGACACCUGGCGGCGAAAUACCUUGCGAGUCAUCGCAAGCGGAAGCGUGAGGAGAGAGAGAAGGAGAACAGAGUGGUGGCGCCACUGAGGCAAGCUGAGGAGACGAUUGCUGAUCGUGAUGAGGAGGGAGAGCAGGAGAUGGAGAAGGAGGAGGGAGAGCAGGAGAUGGAGGAGGAAGAGGAGAUCAAGGCACCGAAACCGCGGAGGCCUGCCAAGACGAGCGCUGAGCGCGUCAGGGAAUUCCGCCAGCGGAAGAAACUGAAAGCGCAAGAGGAGGCCGAGCGAGGAGGUACAGUAGCGGCCGGUAACCCAGCAGCAACUGUGAAUUUGGAGCCGAUGCCCGGCCCGAGCACGGGGCCAGUACGGUUCUACCCACGACCUGACCCGGUACAGAUUCCGUCGGGUUCUGGAAGGGGCACGUUCCAGGCCGAUUCCGAGACAUUUCUUGGUGAGUUUUUAGCAAAAUGUGAUAAACUACAGAACAAAGAUUUGCUUUAAUUUUAUUGUCUAUUCUUUUAAGACAAGAUAACGCCAAACUGUGAAACUAUAACCAAGAUUUUUAACUUUCGCUAAAUUCAACAAAAUUUUACAACUUAGCAAUAUAAUGCUGAUCAUGUUUGAAAAUUUUCACAUUGCAUGCACAAUUUGUGUUCUUGAAAUGAAUUUUCUCUGUAUAAAGCGGAUGUUUUAACGUAUGAAUAUGAAUUUAGUUGGCAGAAUAAUUUAAUUUUGUUCUUAAAACAACACACAGUUAAUAUAACCAAUAAAUAAUCUGUUUUAGAGUUUUAGCAUAAGAUAGGCAUUUGUUCUACGCACUGUCUAACUUUGAAUUUUGGGUUUAAUAUUAUACAAUCAAAAGCAACUAUUUAGAUCUUCCUGUAUCUUACAGGAAUCGUACCGACUCGUUCCGCUCUGAACGAGUCCUCUCAGGUAUCAGUACCCAAUAGUCAGGGUAAGUCUGGGUAACUUAGGGAGGUCUUUCAAUAUUAUCCCCAAUUGUUUAAUGUUUUGUAGAGACGGGUACGACUGCCACAGCUGGUGGCAAGCCAGAUUGCGCGAAGGCCGACAUUGCUUUUCACAAAAAGUUUACCGACAACAAACUGGGUGAUUAUUGCAAUGUUUGUGAACGCAUCUGGUUCAGC
Culex pipiens pallens (northern house mosquito) is the source of this 1910-nucleotide messenger RNA. RefSeq lists its product as uncharacterized. Lineage: Eukaryota; Metazoa; Arthropoda; Insecta; Diptera; Culicidae. The transcript has a single exon. The record is from RefSeq and is a predicted model, not a curated record. Bases 763 to 1266 code for a protein of 167 amino acids.